AUGAUGAACGGUCAUAUGAAUGGAUUCCACAACUCGGUCAUUGACGAGGACUGCUUCUUGUUCACCUCGGAAUCUGUCGGAGAAGGGCAUCCCGACAAGAUCUGCGAUCAAAUCAGCGAUGCGGUCCUUGACGCCCAUCUCAAGCAAGAUCCCGAUGCCAAAGUUGCCUGCGAGACCGUUGCCAAGACGGGGAUGAUCCUCUUAGCUGGUGAGGUUACCUCACGAGCUACGGUGGACUACCAAAAAAUCGUGCGGGAAACCGUUCGCCACAUUGGCUAUGAUGAUUCUGCAAAAGGCUUUGACUACAAGACCUGCAAUGUCCUUGUCGCUUUGGAACAGCAGUCUCCCGACAUCGCCCAGGGUGUCCAUGUGGACCGCAAUGAAGAGGACAUUGGCGCAGGGGACCAGGGCUUAAUGUUCGGCUAUGCCACUGACGAGACUGAGGAGUGCAUGCCCCUCACGAUCGUCCUCGCCCACAACCUCAAUGCCAAGAUUGCCGAGCUGCGACGUAACGGCACUCUGCCGUGGCUCCGACCUGACUCGAAGACACAGGUUACCGUGCAGUACCGUCAGGACCACGGCGCCAUGCUUCCUGUGCGCGUGCACACGAUUGUCAUUUCCGUUCAGCAUGACGAAGAUGUUUGCUUAGAAGAGAUGAGGGAUGCCCUGAAGGAAAAAGUCAUCAAGUCUGUUGUUCCCUGCAAUUAUUUGGAUGAUGACACCAUCUACCACCUGCAACCGAGUGGCAGAUUUGUCAUUGGUGGACCUCAGGGUGAUGCCGGCCUGACCGGGCGCAAGAUCAUCGUCGACACGUACGGCGGCUGGGGGGCCCACGGAGGCGGUGCUUUCUCUGGCAAGGACUAUACUAAAGUGGACCGCUCCGCUGCGUACGCUGCUCGAUGGGUCGCCAAGUCUCUGGUGAAGGCUGAGCUCUGCAAGAGAGUUUUGGUUCAGGUGUCCUAUGCCAUUGGAGUUGCCCACCCCCUCUCCAUUUCCAUCUUCCAUUACGGGACUGCCAAAAAGAGUGAGCGGGAGCUGCUGGACAUUGUAAGGAAGAACUUUGACCUCCGUCCCGGAGUCAUUGUCAGGGAUCUGAAGCUGAAGGAGCCCAUGUAUCAGAAGACUGCAACCUACGGCCACUUUGGCCGUGACUGCUUCCCAUGGGAGAAGCCCAAAAAGCUCAAAUACUAA
Molecule: messenger RNA, 1191 nt
Organism: Nerophis lumbriciformis (worm pipefish)
Lineage: Eukaryota; Metazoa; Chordata; Actinopteri; Syngnathiformes; Syngnathidae
Source: RefSeq, a predicted model, not a curated record